Molecule: messenger RNA, 7724 nt
Organism: Euleptes europaea (tarantolino)
Lineage: Eukaryota; Metazoa; Chordata; Lepidosauria; Squamata; Sphaerodactylidae
Gene: NCOR1
Product: nuclear receptor corepressor 1
Exons: 47
Coding region: 137-7723 (2528 amino acids)
Biological process (GO): negative regulation of transcription by RNA polymerase II
Molecular function (GO): nuclear thyroid hormone receptor binding; transcription corepressor activity
Source: RefSeq, a predicted model, not a curated record
GGGGGGAUGGGGGAAGGGAGGGGGAGCCAAAAUGGCGGCCGCAGAGGAGGAGGUGCUGAGGCGGAGGCGGGUUCCUGGAAACAUGAUUGCUCACCAGUCUUGAUCUCGCAGCUCAGCAAAGACUCCUCCUCCAAUAAUGUCAAGCUCAGGCUACCCUCCUAACCAAGGAGCGUUUAGCACAGAACAGAACCGUUACCCGGCACACUCAGUCCAGUACACAUUCCCUGGCAGCCGACACCAACAGGAGUUUGCUGUACCUGAUUUUCGUACUUCUCACUUGGAAGCAACCCAGCUUCUGCAGCAGCAACAACAGCAACUCCGGCGAAGGCCUUCCCUGCUUUCUGAAUUUCACCCUGGUUCAGACAGGCCCCAGGAAAGGAGGUCGGGCUAUGAGUCACAGUUUCAUCCUGGCCCGUCACAAGCUGAUCAUGACUCUUUGGAGUCGAAAAGGCCACGUCUGGACCAAGUUUCCGAUGGCCCCUUCCAGCGGGUCAGUGCUUCCACAGUCCUGCCCUUGGUCCACCCAUUGCAAGAGGGGUUACGUUCAGCAGACCUAAAGAAGGAUUCAGCUUUUGGAGGCAAGCAUGAUGGGCCACCAUCGCCGAUGUCGAGCCAGCCGUGCGGAGAAGACCAGAAUGCUUCUCCCUCCAAGCUGUCGAAGGAAGAGCUGAUCCAGAGCAUGGAUCGGGUGGACAGGGAGAUUGCCAAAGUGGAACAGCAGAUCCUCAAGCUGAAGAAGAAGCAACAACAACUCGAAGAAGAAGCGGCUAAACCCCCAGAGCCAGAGAAGCCCGUCUCCCCUCCUCCUGUGGAACAGAAACAUCGCAGCAUUGUCCAGAUUAUUUAUGACGAGAAUCGGAAGAAAGCUGAGGAAGCUCAUCGGAUCUUUGAAGGCCUGGGUCCCAAAGUUGAAUUGCCACUUUAUAAUCAGCCGUCAGACACGAAGGUCUACCAUGAAAACAUCAAAACAAACCAAGUCAUGAGAAAAAAGCUGAUUUUGUUUUUUAAGAGAAGAAAUCAUGCCAGGAAACAAAGGGAGCAGAAGAUUUGCCAACGUUAUGACCAGCUGAUGGAAGCAUGGGAGAAAAAAGUCGAUAGGAUAGAAAACAACCCCCGCAGGAAGGCCAAGGAGAGCAAGACGCGUGAAUAUUAUGAGAAACAGUUCCCCGAAAUUCGGAAGCAACGAGAGCAGCAGGAGCGGUUUCAAAGGGUUGGUCAAAGAGGGGCUGGCCUUUCGGCAACCAUAGCUCGAAGUGAGCACGAAAUCUCUGAAAUAAUUGAUGGACUUUCAGAGCAGGAGAAUAACGAGAAACAAAUGCGCCAGCUUUCCGUCAUUCCUCCCAUGAUGUUUGACGCGGAACAGAGGCGCGUGAAGUUUAUUAACAUGAACGGACUGAUGGAGGACCCCAUGAAAGUGUACAAGGACCGGCAGUUCAUGAACGUCUGGACCGACCACGAAAAGGAGAUCUUCAAAGAAAAAUUUGUCCAGCACCCUAAGAACUUUGGCCUAAUUGCUUCCUACCUAGAACGAAAGAAUGUUCCGGACUGUGUUUUAUAUUACUACUUGACCAAGAAAAAUGAAAACUACAAAGCUUUGGUGCGAAGGAACUAUGGCAAACGGCGAGGGAGAAACCAGCAACAGAUUGCACGUCCUUCCCAAGAGGAAAAAGUUGAAGAAAAAAUAGAGGAGGAGAAGGCUGAAAAAGCUGAGAAAAAGGAGGAGGAAAAGAGAGAUGAAGACGAAAAAGAUGAAAAAGAAGAAUCCAAGGAGAAUAUCAAAGAGAAGGACAAGAUCGAAGCUGCCCCCGAAGAGCCUGAGGAAAGAGAGCAGGCUGCUCCGAGGGGACGGAAGACCGCCAACAGCCAAGGCCGGCGGAAAGGCCGGAUCACCAGAUCAAUGACAAAUGAAGCUGCGGCAGCAAAUGCUGCAGCCGCCGCCGCUACCGAAGAGCCACCGCCUUCGUUGCCUCCCCCUCCAGAACCUUCUUUGGCAGAGCCGGUGGAAACCUCCCGCUGGACGGAAGAAGAGAUGGAAAUUGCGAAAAAAGGGUUAGUGGAACAUGGACGAAACUGGGCAGCAAUAGCCAAAAUGGUGGCAACAAAGAGUGAGGCCCAGUGUAAGAAUUUCUAUUUCAACUAUAAAAGGAGGCACAACCUCGACAGUCUUCUUCAGCAGUACAAGCAGAAAUCUUCUCGAAGGCCUCGCGAGGAGCGCGAAGUGUCGCAGUGCGAAAGCGUGGCCUCCACCGUCUCCGCUCAAGAGGACGAGGACAUUGAGGCGUCCAACGAAGAAGAGAACCCAGAAGACAGCGAAGGUGCUGAAAAUAGUUCGGAUACUGAAAGUGCUCCCUCUCCUUCCCCGGUGGAAGCUGCCAAGCCCUCGGAAGAUGCCUUGUCCGAGAUCGGCUCUUCGAGGAUAACCACUGAGGCCGCAGUUGAGCAGGAGUCAGCCAUUAAAGCUGCCCCGGCAGCAUCCCCUCCCUUGCCAGCUCAGAGCGUCAAGCCGGCCGAAAACGAGAACGCCGAAUUCCAGGUGAAAGAAGAAGAGGCAACCGAGGGGGAGGACUCUAUGGAGGUGGAGAAUCGGAGCCCGCCGGUCGAUGCUAAGCCCGUGCUCAACCUUGCUGUCCAUCCCAAAGUGGAGCCCAUCGAGGCUGAAGCCCGACUCCCGGAAGACGUCCAAGUAAAAAUGGAGACUGAUGCCAAAGAAAGGGAAGGGUGCAAGCCCAAGGAGAAGCUCGAGCCGGAGGACAUGGACUUCGGUCCCACCCAGCAGACCAGUGCCCAGAGGAUGGAACCCAACUCGGACAAUGAUUCGAGCGCCACCUGCAGUGCCGACGAGGAAGUGGAUGGAGAACCCGAUAGGCAGAGACUCUACACAAUGGACUCAAAGCCUUCCCUGCUGAACCCUACGGGGCCUCUGCUAGUGUCCUCCACCAUUAAGCAAGGGCAGAUGGACCUGCAGCAGCUUCAGCAUCGGGCCGCCAUAAUUCCACCCAUGGUGUCUUCUACGUUGCAAGGGCUACCGCAGGGGAUCCCGAUGAGCGGCUACACUCUCUUGCAGCAGCACAUUAAAGCCAUGCACAAGUCCACCAUGCUGGAGGAUCAGCAGCGCCAGAGGCAAGACCAAAUGGAGGUGGACUGCCGUAGGUCUGCCAGUCCCUGUGGCACGUCCAAAAGUCCAAACCUUGAGUGGGAUGGGAAACCAGUUGCCUACAUGCCUUACGCUGAAGUGAAGCGUGCCAUGGAACAAGAAGCACAGAUGCAGAAUGCGGUGGUAAGAUCUGCCUCACCCUACCGCCUGUCUCCAAGGGAGGUCAGCAAGGCCUCUCCGCAGCCAGACAUGAAUGCAGCUCGCUACAGUGUUCCACCAGUUCUCCAACCAGCUCCUCAUCAAGUAAUAACCAGCUUACCUGAAGGUGUCCGACCCCCAACAACACGGCCCACCAGACCGCCGCCCCCACUGAUUCCAUCUUCCAAAACGGUGAUGCCAUCAGAGAAACCAUCUUUCAUUAUGGGAGGUUCCAUCUCACAAGGGACACCCGGAACUUACUUAACGUCCCACAGUCAGUCACCUUACAGCCAAGACCCACCAAAGCCUUCUGUGGGUUCCAUAUCGCUAGGCCUGCCGCGGCAACAGGAGUCUGCCAAAUCAGCUUCCAUGCCGUACAUCAAGCAAGAAGAAUUCUCUCCCAGGAGCCAGAACUCUCAGCCCGAGGGCCUGUUGGUCAGAGCCCAGCAUGAAGGUGUGGUUCGAGGUACGACAACCACCAUCCAAGAUGGCAGCAUAACACGCGGGACUCCAUCCAGCAAAGUUUCCGUAGAAACGAUGCCUUCCCUGCGAGGCUCCAUCACUCAGGGGACGCCAGCUCUGUCCCAGUCUGGGAUUGCAGCCGAUGUGUUGCUAAAAGGAACCAUUACUAGGCUUGCCACAGAGGACAGCAGCCCGGAGAAGUGCAGGGAGGAGGCAGCGGCAGCCAAAGGCCACGUCAUUUAUGAAGGCAAGAGCGGGCAUAUCAUAACCUACGACGCCAUCAAGAACGUCCGAGAGGGAACCCGUAGUCCAAGAACUGCUCACGAAAUGGGCCUGAAGAGGUCUUACGAUUCCAUGGAAGGAAAUAUCAAGCAAGGGAUGUCAAUGAGAGAAUCUCCUGUCUCUGCACCUCUAGAAGGAUUAAUCUGCCGUGCUCUUCCCCGGGGAAGCCCUCACUCGGAACUGAAAGAGAGGACUGUGCUAUCUGGCUCCAUAAUGCAAGGUACUCCAAGAGCUACAGCUGAGAACUACGAAGAAGGCCUCAAGUACCCCAAGAUGAUUAAGAAGGAGUCUCCGCCAACACGGAGCUUCGAAGGUGCCAUUACCAAGGGAAAGCCGUAUGAUGGGGUCACCACUAUUAAAGAAAUGGGGCGCUCUAUCCAUGAAAUCCCACGGCAGGACCUUCUAAGCCAGGAAAACCGCAAGACUCCGGAGAUAGUCCAGAGUGCUCGGCCUAUCAUCGAGGGUUCCAUUUCUCAGGGUACACCCAUAAAAUACGAAAGCAGCUCAGGCCAGUCCACCAUCAAACACAACGUUAAGUCUUUGAUCACUGGGCCCAGCAAGCUCCCCCGAGGCAUGCCGCAGCUGGAGAUGGUGUCCGACAAUGUGAAGGUCGUGGAACGAGGGAAGUAUGAGGAUGCCAAGUCUGGGGAGGUCCGUUCCCGCCACACCUCGGUGGUCAGCUCUGGGCCCUCGGUCCUCCGGUCGACUCUCCACGAAGCUCCCAAGUCGCAGGUGAGCCCUGGGAUCUACGAAGACGCCAAUGCGAGGAGGACCCCUGUGAACUACUCAAGCAUGUCCAGGAGUUCUCCGAUGAUGAACAGAGUCCCAGAAGCCGGCCUAUCUUCCGGGAAGACUGCAAACCAUGAGAGGAAAUCCACUCUUACGCCGACACAGAGGGAGAGCGUGUCGUCGAAAUCCCCAGUUCCAGGGGUGGAUCCUGUGGUCAGUCACAGCCCCUUCGAUCCCCACCACAGAGGUGCUACUCCCGAGGUCUACAGGAGCCAUCUCCCUUCGCACCUGGACCCUGCGAUGCAGUUCCACAGGGCUCUGGAUCCUGCUACUGCCUACAUGUUUCAGCGUCAGCUCUCUCCCACGCCUGGAUACCCUAGCCAGUAUCAACUGUAUGCGAUGGAGAACACCCGGCAGACCAUCUUAAGCGAUUACAUCACCUCCCAGCAGAUGCCGGUCAACCUGCGUCCUGACCUUGCCCGGGGACUCUCUCCCCGGGAGCAGACGCUGGCGCUUCCCUAUGCAGGAGCAAGAGGAAUAAUCGAUCUGAACAGCAUGGCUCCCACUAUCUUAGUACCUCACCCUGGAGGAACGAGCACUCCCCCGAUGGAGAGAAUCACAUACAUCCCUGGAACUCAGCUUGCAUUCCCAACCCGGCCCUACAACCCCCCCUCCAUGUCCCCAGGGCACCCUUCACAUCUGGCAGCAUCUGUGGUUGCAAAUGCUGAGAGAGAACGAGAGCGGGAGAGGGAGAAGGAACGGGAGCGGGAGAGAGAACGGGAGAGGGAGCGCGAGAGAGAACGGGAGAGGGAGAGAAUAGCAGCGGUUCCCUCCGAGCUUUACCUUCGUCCAGGCGCUGAGCAGCCAGGGAGACCUGGAAGCCACGGGUAUGUCCGCUCACCGUCCCCUUCGAUCAGGAGCCAAGAGAAUAUCUUGCAGCAAAGGCCCAGCAUUUUCCAGGGAUCCAAUGGAACGAGUGUGAUCACCCCUCUGGAUCCCGCUGCCCAGUUACGCAUCAUGCAGCUCCCUCCCGGCGCUCCCUCCAUAACCCAGGGGUUGCCUGCUUCACGCUUCAACACUGCUGCUGACGCCUUGGCUGCUCUGGUGGAUGCGGCUGCCUCUGCCCCUCAGAUGGAAGUGGCCAAGUCGAAAGAGAACAAGCACGACGGCAGCCGGAUCGAGGAGAACCCGGGCCGCCGGUCGGCAGUGGUGAGCGAGCAGCAGCAGAUGGAGCAGAAGGCGCUGGAGGCGGAGAAGAGGGGGCCUACGGGCCCGUACACGUCGUCGUCAUCCGGCUUUUCCAGCAGCAAGCCUCAGGGUCAGUCGUCUUCAGCCAUCUACUCAGAAGCUGGGAAGGACAAAGGCCCCCCCUCUAUAUCCAAGUACGAGGAGGAGCUGCGGACCCGUGGGAAGACCACCAUCACGGCCGCCAACUUCAUCGACGUGAUCAUCACGCGGCAGAUCGCCUCUGACAAGGAUGCUCGGGACCGUGGCUCCCAGAGCUCAGACUCUUCCAGCAGUCUCUCCUCUUCCCACCGAUAUGAACCACCCAGAGAUGCUAUCGAGGUGAUCAGCCCUGCAAACUCGCCAAUCCCUCCCCAGGAAAAGAUGCCAGUUUAUCAACAGGAGGCCCCCAAAAUGACUCAGGCAGAAAGAGACUGCAACCGACAGUACGAGGGGCCAGCUCACGCUUACAGGCAACAGCAAGAUUCGCCGUCACCGCAGCCACCCCCUUCCUCCCAAGCUGAAGGAAUGGGGCCCGUGCCGCGAACCCACCGCCUGAUCACUCUGGCUGAUCACAUCUGUCAAAUCAUUACACAGGAUUUUGCUCGAAGCCAGGCUUCCACACAGCCAUCUCUCCAUCCUCCCACUAGCACAUUCCAAACCUCUGCUCCCACUAACGUCACCACGUCGAACCGGGUGAAGACCUCUAACCGCUACAGCCCUGAAGUGCAGAUGCAGCCUGGCCCCCACCAGCGGCCCGGGGCCCGAGUGUCUCCAGAAAACCUCUCUGACAAAAACAGGGGAAGGCUCGGAAAGUCCCCCGAGAGAAGCCACCUUUCCUCAGAGCCUUACGAGCCAAUCUCACCGCCCCAGGCCCCAGCUGUGCACGAGAAGCAAGACGCACUCUUGUUGCUCUCCCAAAGAUCCGAGCCUUCGGAACAGAGGACGGACUCUCGUUCUCCAGGGAGUAUCAGCUACCUGCCUUCGUUUUUCACCAAGCUCGAGAGCACCUCGCCGAUGGUGAAGUCGAAGAAACAGGAGAUAUUUCGUAAGUUGAACUCCAGUGGUGGAGGCGACUCUGAGAUGGCCGCUGCUCAGCCGGGGACAGAAAUCUUUAACCUGCCAGCGGUCACUACCUCAGGUCCAGUCAGUGCUAGAGGUCAUUCCUUUGCAGAUCCCGCCAGCAACCUGGGCCUGGAGGAUAUCAUCCGCAAGGCGUUGAUGGGCAACUUUGAGGACAAAGGGGAGGACCAUAACAUCGUCCUGUCUCAGCCCAUGGGGUUGGCCUCUGGUGGCUCUAAUUCUGCACUGCCAACAAACAGCGAAACCCGGAGGGAAGAUAUUAACCCUUCCCCCAAUCCAGGAGGAGGAGUCAGCAAGCAGAAGCUGAUGGGCAAAUCCGGGAGCCGGAAGUCUAAGUCGCCAAUUCCCGGGCAGGGCUAUUUGGGAGCAGAGAGGCCUUCAUCUGUCUCGUCGGUGCAUUCAGAGGGAGACUAUCACAGGCAGACACCCGUGUGGUCGUGGGAAGACAGGCCCUCCUCGACAGGAUCUACCCAGUUCCCGUACAACCCUCUGACCAUGCGCAUGCUGAGCAGCACCCCUCCAACUUCGAUGGCCUGCGCCCCCCCAUCUGUCAGCCAGGCUACAUCCCACCAACCCAACCGAAUCUGGGAGCGGGAGCCAGCGCCCCUCUUGUCAGCGCAAUAUGAGACUCUUUCGGACAGCGACGACUGAC